CUGGUACCGUACCUCACCAUAGACCGUGCAGAGUGUCAGUUGCCUCCAAUAUCUCAUGUUUCGGCGGUGAAGCUUGUAUCAAAAUUCGUGGUCUACAACGCCCCACCUGAAAGCCUAUCUUCAACUACGACCAGGGGCUUCACGCGCCGCUAGAGAGACUAGGAAGACUAGGCUGGAGGCAAAUAGUCUGCCUGUCGGCUCAUUCAAAGUCCCUCCCUCACCCGACGGCAACGGCCAAGUAAUAUUAUUGUCUGGACCUCGACGUUGCAACGCCAUUGCGCAGGUCAGUAAAUACUAUACAAUCUCUUACAUUCGCCAGUACAUCUUCGCUACAAUCCGUACGAAACUUGACCAUCCAUCAACAUCAUCCUUGGCAUUGGCACGAAAGUGCUAACGUUCCCAACAGCUUGCCACAUACUGUACCGUGUCAUCGAGCCAGAUACUCUGACGUCCGAGUGAGCGACAUGCCUCAACACAAGCGCGGCCCCUGGUCGCAAAGCGAGGAUCAGUUCUUGUUGCAUCUAGUCGGUCUGCAUGGCGCCCAUAAUUGGGUGCGCAUAUCGCAAACAAUCCAAACUAGGUCGCCGAAGCAAUGCCGGGAGCGUUUCCAUCAGAACCUGAAGCCUAACCUUAACCAUGACCCUAUCACGCCUGAGGAGGGUGUCAUGAUCGAGCAAAUGGUUGGCGAGAUGGGCAAGCGCUGGGCCGAAAUCGCCAGACGGCUGCGUGGCCGGAGCGACAAUGCCGUGAAGAAUUGGUGGAACGGCAGCAUGAAUCGAAGACGGCGCAGCAACAACCCGCGUCGAGCCGAUCUGGAGGUCCGUCAGCCAUCGCAUAUGGGUGCGCACAGUAUGCCGCAACCGCAAACUCACCACCACACCUUGCCAUCGAGCUACGUCCCUGCAGGCGCGAUGCAGUACUUUGGGCAGCCGAUCUACCACCACUCAGCGCCGCAACACGUGCAGCUACCUCCUAAUGGCUACAUGUACCGUCAGUCUAGCAUGAUCGAAACGCCCCUACCAUCUCCCUCGGCCUUUUCGCAGCUUUCCAAUGAGGGUGCACCGUCACUGGUGUCUGACUGCUCUUCUCUGUCUGGUCGUUCACCGAACCAUGCACAUUUGUCGAUGGAGCUUCCACCUCUAUCUGGAUCCAGCAGUGACCGACGAUACUCCGGUGGAUCUGGCUUGCGUUUGAGCGUUCCCGGAUCGUUUACUGAAAGUGAAUACGCUUUCAAAACCACGCCGCCAAUGCUGCAAGAGCCAUUCCAACAUCAGCCUCAAACCCACUUCCCACCACCGCAGCACUUCCUUCCUUCGCAACCGGCCCAGCCGAUGCACGGCCAACACCCAUUGCCACAGUACGUGGUGCCUUCGACUUCCAUGUCUCGUAACGGCUACCAGCAAACAACGCCGCUUUCAACGCCGUCGCCGGCCUUGCAACUGCCGAGCAUCGCAAACCUUGCAGUAUCGGAUCGACACUCGCCAGCACUAUCGCUUGAUCCGGCGCUGCACGGCGCGCAUUCUGCGUUCCUCCCUGAUGGCUCGCCUGCGAGGGACAAGAUGAGGUUAUCCAACCUCACGCACUGAGCUCGUUUAUCAUGAAUGCUAUACCCAGCGAAUCCCAUCGGACUGUACACACAGAGACGACAUAGAACUGCACGAUCGCUAAUGUUUCAUGGGCCCUCUGCCGGGCGAACCCGAGAGGCAGUAUCAGCUGUUGGCUCUCGGCCAUUUUGUAUCAUACCCCGUGGUUGCGCGCAUGCAUGUACAAACAUGCCUCGGAUUUGCUAGCGUUCAAGCGAUGUCUUCAAAAGCGAUCAGCACGAACAGUCUGCAGCAUUCUAAACGUUAGAGCAAAGUUCGUCCAUUACAAGCAUCAUUCCUUCAUUUUGCAAAACCAUCCCAAUGCCUCAGCGGCUUUGAUUAUGCAGGCUAUGCUUCUCACGUUGCUGUUGGGUUCGAGUUCGCAUGACAGCUCGGCGUUCGCAACGCCGCGG
Baudoinia panamericana UAMH 10762 is the source of this 1996-nucleotide messenger RNA. RefSeq lists its product as uncharacterized. Gene Ontology annotation, cellular component: nucleus. Lineage: Eukaryota; Fungi; Ascomycota; Dothideomycetes; Mycosphaerellales; Teratosphaeriaceae. The transcript has 2 exons. The record is from RefSeq and is a predicted model, not a curated record. Gene Ontology annotation, molecular function: DNA-binding transcription factor activity, RNA polymerase II-specific; RNA polymerase II cis-regulatory region sequence-specific DNA binding. Gene Ontology annotation, biological process: positive regulation of transcription by RNA polymerase II; mitotic cell cycle. The coding region runs from base 465 to 1586 and encodes 373 amino acids.